Molecule: messenger RNA, 615 nt
Organism: Nicotiana attenuata
Lineage: Eukaryota; Viridiplantae; Streptophyta; Magnoliopsida; Solanales; Solanaceae
Exons: 1
Coding region: 1-615 (204 amino acids)
Molecular function (GO): nucleic acid binding; RNA-DNA hybrid ribonuclease activity
Source: RefSeq, a predicted model, not a curated record
AUGUAUGUCAAAUGGCAUCCACCACCUUUAGGUAAAAUUAAGUUAAACACUGAUGGAGCAGCCAAAACCAAUACAUCUAAAAAUGGUAUAGGAGGAGUAUUCCUAAAUACAAUGGGACAAUGCUUACUGGGAUUCAUGGGUAAAUGUUCUACCUGUAAUUCCACCUAUAUGGAAUUAAAUGCAUUAUUACAGGGUUUGCAACUAGCAUGGCUUCAUCAACUCAUUCCACUGGAAGUGAACAGGGAUUCUACUGAGGUAAUAUCAAUGCUUAGCAAUGAAAAUAUGCACUACUCAUCCACAUUAAUGGAAUGCAGGUACUUAAUACAGCAGCUGGGUAAUCCUCCGGUUAUCCACACAUACAGGGAGCAAAACUACGUUGCACAUACUCUCGCUCAACAUGGUUCAUCUGGUGAUGCCAGUGACUACACAACAAUCUUCACCCAGGCACCGUCCUUUUUGCUACCACACCUUUUGGCUGAUCAACAAGGCUCUGCAUACCCAAGAUUAGUGAAGUCUCCUUGCACAACAAACUUUUCCUACAAUCCCACCUUUUUGGAAUGUGAUCACUCCAACGAUCAACAUUUUGAUUGUAGUUUUUGUAAUGUAUUGCAAUAA